AUGCGCCAAUCAGCAUCGGAAAGAGAUUACAACUUACAACAACAACCACAGCUCAGCCGGCUGGAAUUAUUCAAGCAAAAUCACGAUAUUGCAUUCAACUUUUUAACGAAAGGAGUAGAAUAUGAUGAAAAGAAGGAAUACGAAAAGGCCAGAGACUACUACCGAGAGGGAAUUCAAUGUAUUUUGCAAGCAGAAAGAAUUCCACUCUCACAACAAGAGCGCUAUCAAGCAAAAACCAUGUUAGACAAACUCCAAAAACACAAAACGAACUUUUACAACAGAAUGAAAGAAAUUGACCAAAUACUAUUCGACAUGCAACAACAAAAACAACAAGAGCUCAAUAAGAAUAUUUUAGGAAACAGUAAUGGUGGGUUUUUCUCAAACAUUAUGAACAUAUUUUCCUCAAAUCCUCCCACCACAAGUUCGAGCUCAACGAACAAGAAUGUGAUUUCAGAAGAUACACGUCGCUUAACUACGGUUGACAAUACUCGUCAUGAUCCAAUUUAUAACCAUUACCCGACGAAUAGUCAAGUUUUGAAGAGUUUUCCAGGAAAUGAUCGGCUGAUCUCAUCAGCGAAUGGAAGCAAAACCAACUCAAAUCCAUUUGCUGGAAUGUACAAUAGUGUCAAUAUUUGUGACGGGUUAGCUCAACAAUCGCAACCUCCAGUCCAUACUCGAAAACGAAGCUCCUCCAAUGAACAACUGCACGCCUCCUAUUCUGAGAAUUUUGGUCAGGUCUCUUCCUCUAAUACUGCCAAUAGUGUAAAAAAUCAAAAUUUUAACAACAACAUGACCCAAUCAGCCAUGCCAUCCUUUUCACAGCAACAGACUAACAAAUCUUCCCCAAUGAUGCAAUAUCCAUCGCCAUCCACCACUAACACAUCAUCCACAGGCCACAAUUUGGCAUCGAUUAGAAAUAAUUUAUCGUUGAACAACUCAAAUGAUUUAAACAAUACCAAAAAGAAGAAUGCAUCAAAACUUGAUCAAAUACCAGAAUUUAAAGGAGUUGAUCGAAAAUUACUGGAUCAUAUCUUGAAUGAUGUUAUUGAAACCAAGACAACUAAUUGGGAAGACAUUGCAGGUUUAAAAGAUGCCAAGCAAACACUGAUGGAAACAGUUGUCUUGCCAAGUUUAAGGCCAGACCUAUUUCAUGGAUUGAGAGCUCCUUGUAAAGGAAUUUUAUUGUUUGGUCCUCCAGGAACAGGAAAGACCAUGAUUGCAAGAGCGUGUGCUUCUCAAUGCAAUGCAACGUUCUUCUCCAUUAGUGCAUCCUCACUCGUUUCGAAAUAUCAUGGGGAAGGUGAAAAAUUAGUGAAAUGCCUUUUUGCUGCAGCUCGAUAUUUACAACCCUCUGUAAUUUUUGUCGAUGAAAUUGAUUCAAUCUUGUCUGCGAGAAGUUCUGAAGAGCAUGAAGCUUCGCGCAGAAUGAAAACAGAGUUUAUGGUUCAAAUGGAGGGUGUUUCAAAUAUGAAUGGAAAAGAUGAACGAGUUUUGGUCAUGGGAGCGACAAACAUCCCAGACAGCCUUGACGAGGCCAUUUUGAGAAGAUUUACAAAAAGAAUUUAUAUUCCACUUCCAGAUUUUGAAGCUCGAUAUGCACUCAUCAAACAAUUGUCAUCUGGACAAAACAUUGUGUUGAGUGAUCAUGACAUUCGAAGAAUUUGUGAGUCAACGGAAGGAUUUUCUGGAUCGGAUUUGACAGCACUCUGUAAAGAAACAGCCAUGAUUCCCAUUAGAGAAAUUAGUGUCGAGAGGCUCAUGUCGAUUGAUGCUGGCAAGAUUCGAUCUGUAGUGUUGAACGAUUUCAUGUCAUCCUUAUCUCAUGUUAAGCCCUCCACGUCACAUGAAACAAUUACCAAGCUGGAAAAGUGGAAUCAAUCAUUUGGUACCUCGGUCAACAGCAAAUAA
Naegleria lovaniensis is the source of this 1908-nucleotide messenger RNA. RefSeq lists its product as uncharacterized. Bases 1 to 1908 code for a protein of 635 amino acids. The transcript is spliced from 4 exons. Gene Ontology annotation, molecular function: ATP binding; ATP hydrolysis activity. NCBI's taxonomy places the organism in Eukaryota, Heterolobosea, Eutetramitea, Acrasida, Naegleriidae. The record is from RefSeq and is a predicted model, not a curated record. Gene Ontology annotation, cellular component: microtubule cytoskeleton.